GCUUUGGGGCAGCAGCCAGCCUGCCUCGCUGCAUGCGAAAGCGAUGAAGUUACAUUGAGAAACAUGUUUCUAUGGCUGCUGCUGCUCAGGGCAGCCAUAGCCCAGAAGGUGGUACCCAUACCUCGAGCCCAGACGCUCCAGGUAGCCGGCCCCAUCGACGAGCCCACAAGUAUCGAGCUGAGGAGCGCACUCGAGAUUCCGGACGAGGGCGAGGCCCAGCUCCCGAUCAUCGUCGAGCCGCGGGCCGUAUCGAUACAAGGAGACGGCGCGCCGCGGAUCACGCGCGUGGGCACGGACGCGCCGGACGGCAUCUAUUCGUCUGGACAGAAUAUUACCGUCACGUUAUCGUUCACGAGUCCCGUGGAGAUUGUGGGCGAUCCCGACGCGUUAAAGCUCGAGCUCGACACGGGAUGCAAUGACAACGCCUGCGCCAUUCGUGAAGAGCAGUCCUUCACGUGCAAGGCCGACUACGGCGAGUUCGCCCUGACACUUUAUGAUAGUAUAAAGGCGAACGUGUCCUCUACCUUUUCUGAAACGCGGGGCCCGUCCGACCCGAAGAUGUGGGCGCCUUCCGGUACCGCUAGAAACGUCGGUGCUCUAGAUGAUCAAGAAUUAGUCAAGCAGAAGCUCGAGACCAUCGACGGCAUCGAGAACGUGACUGUCUUUUUCGGCGACGAAGACGACCGGGACUACUCCGGUGGUAGGCGAGCCUGCACGUCCAAGGGCAAUUUGAUCGUGAUCACGUUUGAAAGGUGCUCCUACGCGGACCAGUUCGACGGAGAUGUCCCUGAACUGCGGUUAGACGCUACUAAUGCGGUGUUGGAUCCGAGGACCAUGCUGCCGGUAGGUGAUGGUGUCUACUUGACGGGACGGACAGCUGGUAGUACGGUGUUCGUGGAUCCGGUCGCUACGGAACUUACGAAAGGUGUCCGUCGAAGAAAUGGCCUCGCGAAUUAUAUAGGAGGUAACGGUACGGAUACAUUAACUUUUGUGUAUGACGUCAUGCCCGGCGACGCCGCCAAUCCGUUAGAAGCGGUCCAAUUACUCGAUAUUAAUGGAGAUAGUGUGGUCGUUCGAGCAGCAGCAUACCCUUAUGCGCUUAUAGAUGCUUCAUUACCUCCAGCAAGGACCGCAGCCCGAUACUCGUCGGGCACGGCCAAUGCUCUAGGCGCGUCAAAUGAUGUGAUCGUGGACGUCCGUUCACCAUUAGUCGUCGACGUGACCUCACCAGAGGUCGACGGGGAAUACGGCGUCGGGGCCGUCCUGCGAAUCUGGGUGACCUUCGAUCGACAGUUGGCCGUCGGGGGCGAACCGCGCCUGGUCAUGGCGACGGGCGCUUCCAAUAGUUACGCGUUAUUCACGCAAGUCUUGGGGGGAGGGUAUACGGCGGAGUUCGAGUACACGGUCGGCGAGGGCGACGCGAACCAAGAUUUAGAUUACUUCGCUACCAAUUCAUUGUCCGUGGCUUCACCUGGUUAUAUUGUUCGCAAAGCUCGCGAUGUUACCGUGUCUGCAGUUGCGGUGUUAACUCUACCGGAGCCGGGCAAGCCGGGGUCCCUCGCUCACAACAAGAACAUCAUGGUCGAUACGAGCAUACCCUACGUCUUAGAUGUGUCGUUAGCGGGCGAAGUCGCGUCGCGGGACGUGGCCGCCGGCGACGUUUUGGACAUCCAGGUCUACUUUAGUAGAGCGGUGGCGAUCCGAGGAAGACCUCGGUUAUUACUCAGGACGGGCCGGUCACCAGUUUUCAGAGGAGUCGUGGAGACGCCCGUCGGAGAAAACGGCGUGGUCGCCGCGGCACCUCGAGCCUCCGCAGCGGCCGCUAUUCAGAUCGCGUUCACUUUGUCAAUUCCGGCCGUCGUCGGGGAUACGUUGAGGAUCGCGCUCCCGGGCUUCUCGGGCAAUGCGGCCGAAAAUUGUUCGUCCGUCGACGGCACGGACGCGUGGGUCGCCGGUUUUAGCGGUGCGGGUCGCGACGCGGAGCUUUUGUUGAUUGCCGCGCGCGCGUCGCCGGCCCGGACGGCCUUCGACGUGCGCGUGCUGUCGCGGUGCUCCUACCUGACACCAUCAGCCGGUCUGCGGAGCGGCGCAGACGCCGGGAUCUUCGUGAGGGGCACGUUCGCGUCCGGUAUCAUGAAACGCCAUAGGGUCGAUAAUGCGGGCGGCGUCGCGUUGAGUGACGCGUCCGUGACGUACGCUCCCCUGAUUGCGGGCGAACCGACGCAACUCUCACUGACCUUCACGUCGUUAGCGGCCAUCGCGCGCAACGAGACGAUAGAUUUGGUCUUCUCCGAUAGUCUCUUCAUCCCGAACUACACGUUACCCAAGUCCGUGGACCGCAAGUUCUCGUGGGUUGCGAAAAACACGACGGAGCAGGCGCUGGAGGCCGACUCGGCGGACUUCCGCGCGGCGUGGGUCCCGGACCGCGUCGUCCCGCGGCUGCGGUUUCGGGCGGCGCGCUUACUCGACGCGGGGACCUACACCGUCGGCUUGACCUCGUCGAAGGUCCUGGAGCUGCCGGCGGGCGGUCUCCACGCCGACGACGCGCGCAUCACGCUGGCCUCGGACGCGCGCGCGUUGGGCGCGCUCAGCGGCUUCGUACCGACGAGUCCGGCCGUCGGCGCCUUUGGUAGUACUUCAUUGACAAUUACGAGUGAGGAUGGAGGCCGGACGCACGGCGGCGGCCGGUGUCGCAUCUCCUUAAAAUUCGCCCUGGGCCCGGGCCACGCGUCCGCCGGCGACGUCAUCACCUUAGCCUUGGACGUGGCGGGUCCCGACGACGAGGCUUAUAUCGGAGAACCACUUAUUAGUGAGGGAUUUAGUGUAUCAAUCGUGGAGAAUGCCAUCCGGCUGACCGUGCUGAACGACAAUGACAUUGGCGGCGGCGCCGGACGCAUCGUGACGGUCUCCAAUCUGGUCCUGGCGCCGGGGGGCGUCGCCCAAGAUUCAUCGUCCAUAACGUUGACGUCUUCCUCGGCCCACGUGCCGACGACCGCGAUUCCCGUUCUCAAGACCACGGCGGUGGCCGGUAUUAGCGACGUGGCCUGGACCUGCCUCCCGGAACCGUGCUCGUUGGACGUUCCCAGCGAGUGGACCCUCACACUGUCGUAUGGGUCGACGGGAACCAUUUCCAGAAAUUCAACGCUCUCCAUCGGCGUGCCGUUCUUCCGGAGCCUCAACGCCUCGAAGAACGUCACGCUGUACCGAGACGUCGACGCCGUGUCGUUACCGUACAAGGACCACUUCGUGACUACUGAUUUAGGAAGACCUCACGUUUUACGGUUGGCGGCGGCGACGGUCGACGGCGCGGACUUCAACUUCAACUGCACGCUCUACGGGUCGUCCACCAGAGAAGCAAGGAUCGACUUCGUCCCUUUGCGGGACCUGCCGUCGCCCGGGGCCUUGGUCUUGACCAUACCGAGGAAGAGCGGCCUCACGGCGCCGCGACGGGGCUUGCGGCCUUCCGAUCUGUUGGAAGUGUCGGGCAACGCGCCGGGCUUUGAGUUCGGCGACGCCGUGCCAGCAACGCCCUGCGCCGGGCUCUGUGCGACGUCCUAUACCUGGUCCGCCACCCGAGGCAACGAGACCCUCACGGCUACGCUUACAUUCACCUACGUCGGUGCAGUCGAGAAGGGCGACGCGCUGCGGGUGACCUUACCCGGUUUCAAGAGGGAAGCGGAACUCGUCGUCAAGUUAGGAGACUCCUCCACGUUGGUUCAGGUCCAGAGCUGGUCGUCCGACGACGUCCUUACGCUGGUCUUCACCGCAGCCGUUUCACUGACGGACGCCGGGACCACGUUACAACUGAUUGGCUUCCGGGGCCCGACACGAGGUAUCGUACAGAACCAGAGGAACUUCACGCUCCAGUACAACAUCUCGGCCAUCACCGCCGACUGGUCGGAGGCGAGAGCCGUCGAGACGGUGCCGCCGAUGGAGAAGGCCGCGGUCGUCACGAAUUUGCGGAUGGCGUCAUUAAAUGCGUCGUCCACGAAGCAGUACCUCGGCUUUCGAUACGGAAGGCCCCUCUCGUCGGGCGAGGCCGUGACGGUCGUUUUUAGCGGAGGCUUCACGGGCAAGCCCUUCAUCGGCGAGAACACCACAGAAAUCACCAGACAAGGCGGGCCGGACCCGUAUUCAUUCAGGGUGGCGAGCUGGGACCAAGCGACGGAGACGUUGGUCCUAAGGUGCAACCAGGACAUCCCUGCCGAGGAGGACGUCUACGUCAAUAUUACGAAUCUGAACGCACCGUCGACGGGCGUGCUUCCCCGGUUAAGGCAGGGCAUCACGUUAUCUACGGACGAAGACUUUGGCACCUUGGCGUUCCGAGGCGUGAAGGUCGGGCGGCCGAUCCUCGUCGCGUCGCAGGCGGCGGUCACGUGGGUCGAGGACGAGCUGGGACGGCAAGAAGCGAGGAGGGACGUCGGGCGGCCCGGCGAGAGGGUGGUGGCGGACCUGUCCGUCCGGCUCGACGGCGCCGACCUGCGGCACGGCGACACGAUGGCGUGGUAUUUGCCUAGGUUGCACGUCCCCGACUGCUGGGCCGACGUCUGCGGGCUGUACGUGAACGCGACGUCGGCUCGGGUCAACGUCACGGCCAACUACGACCUGACGACGGAAAUUGUCACCUUAAAUAUUUUGGGCAAUAUUACGGCGGGCGCGCACCGCACGUUUAGGGUGGGCCGCGUCGCCGUCGACCGCAACCUGACCGAUACCAUAAUUCCGGGCGUGCGGAACCGGACGCUGGCCCUCCCGUCCGACGGCUGGCCGUCGUCGCGCGCGGCCCAUGUCACGAUCUCGAGCGGCGACGAUUCCUGGGACACCAUAGACCAACUCCCCGUGACCGUGCCUUGUGCCGGUUUGUGCGCCAGUGCCCUGUCCUUCGAAGAGCCUAGAGCAGGCGCGCCCACCUCGGUCGCCAUCCAGUGGUCUACCUCCUUCGCGCCCAAUUCGGGCGACUCGUUCCGCGUCUCCUUCAACGGUGGUGCUGACGCGGACUGCGGCGUUUUAAUGAAUGAGGGCGAUUGUAUACGAAGACUAAGGGCGGGCGGCGGCCGGUCCAAAACGCCGUUGCAAAUCGGCGGCGUUGAUGGAAGGAGCUUCGCGGGGACGUGGAUCGCCAACACGUCGUCCGUCCAGCUGAUGACGACGGACUAUGGGAUUGCCUCCUCCAAGCGAAGCUUCUCCAUCAUCGUCGAGUACGGCUCGUACCUCGCCUUACCGGUCGCUGGCAUACCUCAGAACGACGCCUCGAUCAGUCUAGGCUACAAUUCCAGUAGAGCGGGAAGUACGCCAUCGUCAUAUCUACCGUUCCGGGGCGUGGGCACCGUGCCCUCUUCCUCGUCGCCGCGGUCGGACUGCGCCUUGCCGUGUUUUACAUUCCUAAGUCGGGACGUGUCGCCCGGCAGUGUCACGGUGAUCCGCGUGAUCUUCGCCUACGGCGACGCUUUGGCAGAAGGAGAUUUACUGAAUGUUUCGCUGCCGGACUUCUUCCGCCUGGGCUUCUGGAAGUCUGGGGCGUUCAGUGUGUCGCACGGCCACGCCGGUACGUGGGACGCUACAUCUCAUAUCGUUUCUGUCACACUCGGCGAAGCAUUCGCUGCACGUAAACCGAUCGAGUUCAACAUCACGGGCCUGCACCUCCCAACUUCACCAUUACUGGAGAACGACGAGCGGCUGCGCGUCUCGGUCGACGGCGCCGCGACGGCGCACACGUCCGUGAGCGCGGCGUCGUCGCCGCCCGUCGGCGUCCUUGAAAGUUCUUCACUGCAUUGGGUCAAGCCCCGCGUCGCGACGACGGUCGGUUCCGGACUCAAUGUCACCAUAAGGGCGUCGUGCGCCUUAGUAGCGAACGACCGGCUGAUCGUGGAGCUUCCCGGGUUCAGCGCCUCUGGUAGUUCAAUACCGCUCGAUGAUGAUAUUUGGGGGUCCUCGGCGGCCUGGGAUUCACAAAGGUUGACGUUCACGCUGCAGCAGGAUCAAGUGUAUGGUGACCUCACCGCAUCAAUAAAAGAAGACGCCCUGCUGAAGCCGUCUUCAGUGGCCUUUGCCUCGGCCGAAUUUAGAAUGAGGAUCGAGGCGCGGGACUGCCCCACGGGCUGGAGCCACGCCAAGAGCCCGGGCGUCGGCCUCGCGGAUGCAAGAGUAGCGGCCUUCUCCGCGCCGUUCGUGCGCGCGGGCGAAGAAGCGGACGUCGUUUUGAGGUUCGACGCGGCCGAGGCGCCUUUAGUGAAUGGGGACUCGGUGACGUUCAAGCUGCCCGCGUUCACUAAUACUACGGAAGUGAGUAUACACAGAGACGACCCGGCUCGAAGGCGGCUGAGCGACGACACGUGUGCGUUGGACGGCAGCGACUACGACUACCAGGAACGCAUCGACACGAAGGCGCGCUACGUGUCCACGUCGCACUGCCCGAACCACGUCCUGGGAGAAGGCACUUCAGUGAACAAGCUCCCGGCGACGUACGCUUUCCCCCUAUAUCCAAAGUACGACCCGAACAACCCGACGGACCUAAGCGAGCGCGCGGGCGCCAUCGGCACGUUAUUUAACGGCGCCAUGCUCCUGUCGGGCUACGGCGGGUCGACGCCGGCCGUGAGCUACCAGACGUCGGCGCCCUAUUUGUACGGAGACACCUUCGACGCCUGCGGGUGCACGGUGCGGGAACAGACGUUGGUCGAGGACCUGCACCCGGAGACGAUGCUCCCGACCUACGGCUGCCACGGCCCGCCGACGUGCUUGCUGCGGCAGCUCGACGCGCAGACCUACGCGCACUCGCCGCAGGUCGGCUGGGCCGCCGACGGCUUUCCUGUGUAUGGGCCGCGGGGAGAGCAUGGCACAUUAAUGAAGGCCUGCGGUUCAACGAUAGACGGCCCCUGCCUCGACGCGUGCGGCGGCUACUACGGCCCGUCGUCCCAGGACGAGUAUGUCUAUAGAUACCAUACGACGGGCGAGGCCCACGAGGCCAACACCGAGGCCCAGUGCGCGGCGCCGAACACGUAUGGAUCAGAAUUCUACCCCUUCACGCCGGCGUGCCUCGCGGGCUGCGUGCCCGACGAGCUCAUAACGUCGUCGUGCCCGGACUGCGCGUCCUCGGGGUACGUCCAGACCUGUUCUUCGAAUGCCGUUGAUGGCUUCACGUCACUGUUCACACCGAACGCGACGCGGUUCGGUGCGUCGAAGAAGCUAUCGACGGACACGAGCUACUGCAGCACGGGAACUGGCGUGGUCUUAGACGACCCGUCACUUAAGGUAAAGUGGAACGCGCCCUACCUCAAGUUAACGAUUGACGAGGCCUUCCCGACGGCGUCGCAUGUCCUCGCGACGGUGCGCGGUUUAACACUACCGGAAGAUGGCAUCGAUGGCCCCUACGCGGGCGUGACCGUUUCCGUGAAUACGGCCGCGACGGGCCCAUUAUCCGAAACGGCCGUGGAGAGCGUGCCCGUCAUCGCGGCGCUGCACCACUCCUCACUAGAUCUGGCCGAGCCCUUCGCGGGCGUCGCCACACGAUUAAAACUGCAGAUGAACUUUUCUGUGGACGUGCCCAAGGGUUCACGGUUACAAUUAACUUUGCCUGCAUUCAGCAUUGACUCGGCAACCUCUGAAUCUGACAUAUUAGAUUACGAGGGCUCGACGGGCGACGUCCACACCUUCGGCUUUGGUAUGGCAGUCGACAAGCGCACCCUGGUUGAGUUAUCAGUAAACGGCACGGUACCCGUAGAAGGCGUCGACGGCCUGGGUGACCACGGCUGCAUGUUAACCAUGAGUGCUGUAGGCCUGGACGCCACGCCCAUUCAACACGUCGAGUCGGCGCCCGGUCUAGUUGGUAGUGUCUCGAUCAGCUUUGGGAGUUUAGACUUCGGGUUCGCGCGCAUCGAACGCGGCGACGGGCUCAAGGUGCGGUUCCCGCCGUCGACGUACGGCGACGCCGACGGUCUGACGAACGCGGACGCGGGCACGCAGUACCGCGUGGGCGGCGCGCUGAUGACCGUGGCUUCUAUACAAGGUGAUGUUAUCACCUUCGCGCCGCCGCACGACUUUAAUGAGACUUCUGUGGUCGUCGCGACGAAAUACGACGAGUACGGUUUAGCAAGAGAAGCCGGUCUCGUGGAUGUCACGACGCCGGGCUUCCGGCCGGCCUACUACUACGCGGGUGAUCGGACGUCGGCGCUCAUCUUCCGGUACCGGGUCCGGCGGGGUGAUUUUAGCGAUGAUUUGGACUACCUCGCGCUCAACAGUUUGGGCUGCCCCGGGCCCGCGCGGCAGUGGGCCCUGACGCAGGGCGACGGCGAGGAGUGCUACAUCCGACGCGAUUCGCCGCGGCCGACGGGCGCCGUGAACCUGGAGCUGCGGGCGCCGGGCGAGGUCGGGUCGUUAGCGUACAACGCGCGCAUUAAAGUGGACACGACGCCGGCGAACGUCACGAACAUGAGUACCGCGGCCGCUCUAGCGUGCCACUGGCCCGCGUACUUCGCGUCCGAGGGCUACGCGUCGACGGCGGCGGCGUGCGUCUAUGGCAAAGGUCAUUUACUGGACAUUACGGUCGCGUUCGACCGUCCCGUGAGCGCGGACGUGGCCGGUGCCGUAGCACAGUACAACAGGUCCAUAGCACAAGGCAACAUCACAGUGACGCGGAAUUACGCGGUCUUCGCGCCCGCUUAUCUAGCGGCCAAUGUCGAACUGGACAUCACGACGUCUACCACGAGGCCGGCGACGGCCUUCUACGCGUCCGGAAGCGGGACCAAGGACCUGCAUUUCGUCUACGACAUACGGGAGGGCGACUCCAACGAGGGGGACCUCGACACGGUACCGACCGUCGACGGGAGACGCGCUCUACAGCCGGGCUUCGGGGGCAUCGUCGGUUAUUUGAGGUCGUCCUCGGCAUCGCCCGAAACGGAUAUUAAUUAUGACUCCGUCCCGGAGCCCGGGGCCUACAACUCGCUGUCCGCGUCGCCGGGCCAAGCGCGCGUCAUCGUCGACGCGAACGCAGCCAUCAUCACGGCCAUCGAAGCGCCCUCCAGAACGUACUCGCCGGGCGACAACCUGGAUAUCAAGGUCACGUGGAGCGAGAAGAUAGUCCCUCCCAAGAACUGCUCCGGGAGCCAUUUCAUGCUCUGGUUGGACCUGGCGAACGACCGAUUAGCAGCGGAACUGGGCGCGCCGAAGUACGUGCCCUACGGCGCGCAGGCCCUGCCGCACAACGGCUCGGCGACGAGAUCACUUAUGUUUAGAUACGUUGUGCGAGUGGGCGACGAGUCGGAACGGCUCGAGACUGCCUGCGUGCCCUGCGCGUCCGCUGUUGUAGAAACGGCCGCAUUGUGGGCCAACGCGUCGUGCAACCCCCUGACCCUUUCCACGAACCGCCCCGCGUCGCUCAUCCUACCGCUACGAACGGACGACGGCACGCUCGGCAAAUCAUCGAACGUCGUAGUGACGUCGGCGAUGCCGAAGAUCCUGAAGGUCGACGCGGAUGCCAGCGACGUCCAGACGGCACCCCUCGCGGCGGGCGACAUGUUACGAGUCUUCGUGCGGUACGACGCCGCGGUCGUCGUGGCCGGCGACGUCGCGUUUGCCGCGACCAGACCCUACCUCGACGAGGCGCCGCGCCUAGAGUUAACGAUAGGCGACGGCCAGGACUCGCCCUUCCGCGGCCAUGAUCGAGCCCACCGCUUGAUCAGCGCGAGGUACGCGGCGGGCUCGGGGACGUCUAUCAUCCGCUUCGACUGCGUGGUGCGGGCGCCCCUGGGCACGGUCCGGGCGGACUACGACACGUCCUUUAGUUUGAAGGGGUCCAUGUGGCGGCUCUCGGACAGACCUGUCCUCGAGGCGAACACGACGUUACCCGCGAGGGGCGGCCCGAUGUCCCUCGGAGGGUUCGGGGUGGGCUUGUUCGCCCUGUCGGUGAAUACACGAAGACCGGAAGCCCUGAAGGCGUCGUUAUCGAGACAGACGGGCGUCCAUUCGCAUCGACGCCAGACCCUAGAUUUGAUCAUCCUGCGACGGUGGGCUGCUCCCGACACGCCACCGUCAAUCACAGGAGGGUCGUUUAGAGUAGCUCUCGGGUCCGUCCUGGAGACAGACCCUUGCAUUGAAGCUUCGAAUGCGUCCGCAGCCACAAUCCAAGCGGCCCUCGGCGCCACGCACGGCCACCUCGCGCCGCGCGUCUCCGAGCAGCCCGUGCGACGUGGUGAUGGAUGGCGCCGUCGUUUUAUCGUAGAGACGGGCGCCGGCGGCCACGCUCUGCUGGAAACAGAUAUUUGUGUGGAGCUACGGUGUUCAGAUAUAAAGGGCGGCCUGAAGAGAAAGGACGCGGACCAGACGAACGAGACGUGCGCGGUCGUCGAAGCGAAUGCGGAUGGAGCCUUUAUUGGUGGUUCAUCAGUGGACGUCGACGUGGACUAUGCUGGAUACCCUCUGACGGGACGCGGCGGCCUCGCCGGCGCAUUAAGCGACGGCGGCUACAUGACCCGGAGCGCGGGCUCGCUCUUCCAGACGAUCGAUGUUGGGGUGGACGCCUCGACGCAGAUGACGGGCGGCGCCUUCCAGCUGCUCUACGGGAGCGCGAGGACGGGCUGCAUCCAGUACGACGCCGGCGACGGCGGGACGAGAUCGGUACGAAACCAGCUCAACCAGUUGGCCGAGGUGCGGGCUAUUGGUGGUGUUAGGAAGGUCUUGACCUACGCACGAGCGAACGGGUAUAGAUUUGUCGUCGAGUUCGCGGCGGCGCACUGUAGUCCCCUGAAGCUGCGGCCGGCGGUCGAUCGGGUGGGCGAAGAAUGUGAUCUUCUAGAUCCGCCGGACGCCCAGGUCGUUAUCGACGCCGAGGAGGUCAUUACGUUAAAGCGAGACGCGCAGCCCGGGUCGUCGUUCGUUCUGAAAGUGGUCAACGGCUCGAUCGCCGCGAACGAGACGCUGUCCAUAAGCAUACCGAGGGUCGCCACGCCGGUCUACGGCGUCGGCGUGUCCGGGGCGACGUCCUUGCGACCGCGCGUGUGGUCAGCGAGGUCGCCCUACGCUCGGCUCCGGACGGGCGCGUCGCGAUCCGAUCGCGCGGUGAACUGGACGUCGGACACGCCGGACGCGUCGCCCGUGGUCCCGGCCUACGUAGCGUUGAAACCCGCUUUACUGGCCUUCGUCGGCGCCGCCGUGCGCUUCGAGCCCGCCCUGCCGGGCGCGGCGACGUCCAUCGACGUGUCCUUCGCGCCGUCGGAACAGCUGUUACCGGGCGACGUCAUUACGUUGAGGCUGCACCCCCGGGCCGGUGCGUACGGAGGUAUGUGUAGAGGCUGCAUCCUGGGCAACGCGACGGACGGCUUCGGGUUCGUUAGUGCAUCCGUGGAGAAAGGUUCAAUGAUAGUCAACGCGACGGUUGCUCGGACGGUCGCCGCGCUGACGUACGUACGCUUCGUGCUCGACGCGAACAACAGUUUGACCCUCCCGGCGACGGCCGUCUACAGCGUCGACGAUUCGGGCGGUUGGCUACGGAGGGAUGAAAGAAUGCCGAAAUUCAGAAAUGCGUCCUUCGACGCCGCCACUUUAGAAUUUGACGGCCGAGGCAUCCGAGCGGACGCCCAGCCCGUCGAGACCUUGAAGGGCUCGGGCCUGGCCUGGGCCUCGCUGUCUUUUUCUGGAGGUGCCGCGACGCCCGGCGCCCCGACGGGCAUCGACGUGUCCUUCGGCGUCGCCGCGCCCAUCCAGUUAGUGGAGUCCCGCAACCGGACGCUGCCAAGGAGACGCGUCUCCGUCGACGCGAAGAUCGAGUGGAGAUAUCGACCACCGAUGCAUAUCUACGGCGAGGUGCGGCUCGUGUUACCGGGGUUCUUGGAUCCAAGGGAACGGGCGGACAUCCUGAGGAGCGGCUCGGACGAUUCGAGGGAUCUCAUACUAUCGGGGAGAGACGCGGCCUACUUCAUCGGGAGGUGGGGCGGUUUGAGGGAGAGGGACUGGGAGUGGGAGACGACGGACCAGACCUCGGAGAACAACGCGACGUUGAAUGGGACCCUCUCCCUCUACGCGCUGGCGCCGUUGGUACCUAGACCGCAAGGGUACCUGGUGACGGUCGACGGUUUAGCUGCCCCGGUGGACAUCACGGCGGCUUCCCGGAAGCAGUUCGAGGCGUCUCUGUUAGAUGCGAAUGAGGACGUGCUCGUCGCCAGCACACCGUUAGCUGAUGGUGGGCCUAGAAUGAACGCUUUAGAAAGCGCACAGCUCGUCCUCGACCCGUCCGACGCGGUCGGCGUCGUCGUCGCGCUGAAUUUGAGUUUUAGCUUCGUGCGGACCGUGGCGCCCGGCGGGCGCGUGCGCUUGUUUUUGCCGAACGUGCAGGCUUGCUCGUCGCAGGACCCGGCGCCCCUGGUAUCGAGCGACGGCAUCUGGUCCCUCGACGAAAUCCGAAGCGACGACGAGGGGUCGACACUCCUCUUCGCGCCGGCCGUCGAGGCCACGACCGCGUCGGGUCUAGAAGUCGGGCGUUCGGCGGGCCUCCGCGUCAUCCGGGAGCUGGGCAUCCCGGAGGACGGGCCCAAGCUGUCGAUGAUUGACAUCGAGUACGGCGCGCCGCUGGCACCGACGUGUCUGGGGGGUGCGUGCGCGCCGCUCAAGCUCCGGAAAAACAAACGAAGUUUGUUCGUGGGCAUCGGCGCGCUGAACGCGUCGCUCGCCUACACGCGGCCGUGCUGCGCGUUUGAUCGAGACGCGGCCCCGCCGGCGCCCGGCAGCGACGCGCGCGUCGAGCUCAAUUUUACGUAUAGUAGUCCCCUCGUCGAAGGCGAUGUCUUGGAGGCGCGCCUCGGGGGCUUUGCUGCAUUAAACAGCACGGUGACGAUCGAGGAGCACUACUUUGGUGAAGACGAGGACAGCUGCGAGUUUCAGUUAGGUUUCAACGAAACCGCGGGAUGGGCCAACAGCACGCUGACGCUGCUCGUGACGCGGGGCUGCGCCGCGAGCCAGCCCGGCGGCAUCUCCAUAAGAGGUCUGACGAUGCCGACGUCGUCCCUACGCUUCGACGAGCCUUUCAUCACGCUGGCGUGCCCUCGUUGUAAAACGGCGCGCGCGCGGCCGGCGCCCAUCAAGACGCCGGGCUACGGGGUCGCCUUCGCCCAGGCGUUCGUGACCGCGUUGGAUGGAGGCCGCGCGAAGGCGGGCGACACCGCCAGGGUCGUGCUGACGGCGGCCUUCUCCGAAGAUGGUUUGGCGGGGGACUACAUCGAGUUCUCCGGUUUGGAUGGACCUGGCUCCGAUGGAGGACUGGUGGCGGACGUGGCUCCAUCGACCGUAACGUUGCACUGGUACGCUUCUCGAAAGAUGGUCCGAAUGACCCUGAACGGACGCGUCGCGAAGAAGGCGCCCAUCGAGGCCGUCAUCGAGACAGAUCUCAAAGUGCCUGCGACGGGCUUAGCUCUCAGAGCCAACCUCGAGGACUCGGUCUGGAGCCCCGGCGGUGUGAGCGAGUGGCUCGCGGAUCCCGUCAAAGUGCACGCGGCUUUGAAUCAGAAGAUCGGUGCGAUUCAAGACGAUUAUGGUUAUGAUAUAGGAAACGUGGCCUUGGAUAACGUCGAGCACAACCCGACCGCCGACACGACGCCCGUCGGCGCGCUCCUCAAUGGGACGCUCGACUUUGGCGCAGACGCGAAGGCCGGCGCGCCGUCAGAUAUUGAUAUUCUCCUCCAGUUCGUCGCGCCGCUCGUCGAGCACGACGUCAUUACGAUCGACUUCGGUUCCGCGUCGUCGACGGGCGUUUCGACGACCGAGGUGCUCGGUGCGGACGCCGACAAGGUGGCCGCAUCGAUAGCGGGUCCUCUGGCGACUUUCACGGUCCUCCAAUCCGUCAAGGCGGGUGCAUUCAUACGACUCACAAUCCCGGCGACGGCGGGCCUCGGCCCGCCGUCGACAGGAAUUGAGGACGACGACGUCGGCGCUCAUGUUUCGGUCGAGGCGGCGCACGGCGCCGUCGCCGCCACUUUGCUGACCGUGCGGCGGCCCGUCUGCGCGUUAUCCACCGGAUCGCUUGAGAUCGAAGGCGCCACGGCCCCGGAGCCCGGGACCCUGCGCGACAUUUUACUAGACCUCAAACUGACGCGGGCGGCGUCUUCCGGUUCGCGCAUCGAAGUACGCCUGCCCAACUACGCGAACCACACGGCGACCUACGCCGAGAUGGACGACGGCAACGUGACGCUCGAUCGGAUUCUGAAUGGGAACCACACGGACUCCUACCUCCGCAUGUAUAUCAGACCGUUCGUGCCCCUUUCCACGAUUAAGGUGGCGCUGUACCAGGUCAAGCUCCCGUCCGGAUCGUCGUACCUCGACCAGCAGGACUUCGUCUUGAGGAUAGACGACGUCAAUUCAGAAGGAUGCGCGCUGCGGGAGUUUGUGCCUUUGUCCAGCGUCGAACCCAUCGGUCUCUCGUCCUCUGCAUUAAGCUACGACGACGACGCGCGCGUCGGGGAAGUAUCAGCGUUCGAGCUCAAGUGGGCCUACGGCCAGGCCUUCUUCGGGGGGAAGAUCAAGUGGCGCCUGCCGGGCUGGACCCUCGACGGCCGAAACAACCGGACGGGCACGGCGCGCGUCUUCGCCGGACGGGCCACGGCGCUCGCGAACGUGUCCUUCGACGUCGACGACCAGGUCUUAUAUCUUGCUAAAUUACCGAGGGCUCGGAAAGCGCAGACGGAGUUCGUCCUCAAGAUGCCGGCCCGCUUCGGCUUGAAGCCGCCCCGGUCGGGCGACGGCGCCGGCCCGAGCGUCUCGUAUCAGAUACGGGACAAGUCCGCGGCCUUCACGCCGGUGCAGCGCAUGGCCGUGCGCCUCCCGGCCGUCCACUUUGCGCAGCUCGCCUUCCACGCGCCGCGCCCGGUCGUCGGCGACGCGUCGGGCUUCACGCUCACGUGGAACACGUCUACGGAAAGCGCCAACAACGGCUUCAUCCUGAAGGAUGGAAUCGUACUGUUAUCCCUACCGGGCUGGCUGCCGCGGGGCGCCGCGGCCGCGGCGCUGGCGUCCCGGGCGAGGGCUCCGUUAAGUAUAGGCGGUCUGGAUGGCGCGAACUUCAGCGCCGUCCUCACGGGCGCCGCGGCGCUGGAGCUGACGGCGAAGACCAAUUUGAGGCAGCUGAACUAUGAGAUUAUCGUCCCGUCGGACGUCGUCGCGCCGGCCUACGGCCUGAGUUCGUACAACGACGUCGCGCUGCACCUGGCGCCGCGGGGCGCCGCAUCGACAAACGAGAGGGACUGGGUCGCGUCCGUCGACGUGCACUUCCCGACGCCGGUCUGUUCGUUGGUCGACGCGGUCAACGCGUCCGUCUGGAUCGGCCGGGGCGCCGUCGACACGGUCAUGGAGCGGUUCGACCUGGCGGACACCUUCAAGAAUCGUGCCUUCGCGAGGACCCCCGCGGCGGCCGACGUUCGUGCCUCUUCGCUGGCCUACGACGCGACGUCCUUCCGGAUACGUCGGCCGACGGGCGCCGACACGUCCAUCAGCAAGGACCUCCCCCUCAAUGUCUACGUGCAGUUCCGGCUGUCCGAGGACUUGGCCCCCGGCGACGAGGUCGAGGUCUGGCUGCCGCGCUUCCGGCUGUCGAACCCCGACCAGCUGAUGCCGUGGGUCCCCAUCGACCGGGGCCUCCCGGUCGACACGCGGUGGCAGGCCCAAUUCGUGAGCGUCGCGUCCAGCUCUUUAAGCGCGGCGCGGCCGCGCGAGGGCGAGUUCGGGGUCGUCUUGAGGCUGAACGCCACGGAGGGGUUGCCGCGCGACGGCUUCGCGGCCGUCGCGGUCGCCACGGCUUUGGAAGGCGGUGUGGACCUGCUCCCGCCGGAGGACCGCCUGCGGCCCUAUCGGGCGGAAGGCCUCGACGACCGCGUCACGCUCUCGUCGACGUCACCAAACUGCCCGCUGCCGCCGACCGUAUUACGGGGCGCGCCGCGCUUCGGCCUGCAGGGGGCCUCCGUCGACAUUUAUGGAUAUAGUGGAGGCGCGCGGGACGCGUCGAUCGGCAUCCCGGGCGAGCCCGCCAACGCUUUGUUGGAUACGGCGCCCUCAUUAGAUACUUCCGUGGAACUAGCGCUGACCUUCGACAGUAGCUGCGAUUUGACGGAAGGCGAUGCCAUCACGUUCUCGCUGCCAGCCUUCCGCGGGGCCGACGUCGCCGACGAGGCCAAGGUCGACUACGCCGGGGCGGACGCGGCGAAGCCGCGCCUGCCGUCGGCGACCUUCGACUUCGCCUUCACGGGCGGCGGCACGGACCAAGCCAAGGUCGUCCUCACGGCGUCGUCGCACGCGGCCGCGGGACCGCGCACGUUGACGCUAGGUGCUUCUUAUGGUUUGAGACCGCCGCCCCAGGGCCUACCGCGGGGCCCCGUCGGCCUCACGGCGACCAUCUCCAGCAAUUGCACGGGCGGCGCAUUGAAUCCCGUGCCGCUCGACGCCGCCCCCUCCUACGGCACGUUCUCGAACGCUUCCCUAGCCUUCGAGCCGUCGACGGCGAAUGCCCUGGCGACGAUGGUCCUCGAGGUGGCGCCCACGUCCUCCCUGGAGCCGGGCGACUCCUUGAAUGUCUGGGUGCCCGGCUUUAGUUUCACGGCGCCCCUCGGCGGGUCGCUCGACGACGUCGCCUUCGCCUCGUCCUCGUCCGCGGAGUUGCGCGUGCAAUACGUCGAGGGGAGCUUCGGGAGCGUCGAACUAGGUGCCCUGAAGGUCGCGGACGGGGGCUACUUGCGACGGGAUUCCGACGACCCGGAGACGCCCGCGGGCCUGGAAUCCAUGCGCGCGAAGGUCAACGAGGCGCUUGCUUCAUCACAAUUGUACGAAGAGACGCCGCCGCAAAUACUGGACGUACGGGCGGCGUUGUACGCGGCGCCCGGCGGCGGCGACGACCAGAGCGCGCUCCGCGGUACGAGUAUCUGCGCGGGCGAACUCAUCCCCAUCUUCGUCGUUUUUGAUAAAGAUGUGUCCGUGUAUGCGUCCUCGAGAACGUCGCCGCCCUACGCCCUGGAAUUAGAUGUUGGCAACGGUAGAACGGUAUUAGCGCCGCUGUCGACGGGCGUCCACGGCUGGUCUACGACGAAGAAUCUGGGGAGUAGAUAUUUGAGGUUUGACUACGUGGUCGGCGAAGGCGACUACUCGAAAGAUUUAGCGCCGAUCCACACGCAAGCUUUAGUACGAGACCCCUUACAACCGACGGCCGCGAUCAGAAGAGCCGUCGGCGAGGAAGUAGAAGUCCCGGGGCUGCCGGGCCUGUACUACAUGCCCGACGCGUUCCGGACGCCGGUCAACGCGAACCUGAGUCUGCCCAUCCUUGGGCGGCUAGCUAGAGAUGCGGCCGACGACGCGGCGUUCGGCCGGAGGCCCCUGCAUGUGGACGGGCGGUUCGACGUGAGCGUUGUUUCGGUGGCAACAGCGAAGAACAUGAGCACGGCGGAGUGGCCCGUGUUUGGUGCUGGUGAAAUCUUGGAUAUAGAUAUCACGUUCGAUCGAGACGUCGAGGUCAACGGUGUGCCCACGCUAAACAUCCAGGGCGGCGGCGUCGCCUAUUAUACGAGAGGCGGUUCCGUACAAAUCGUCGACGUCGGGGUAAGAGCGGUACCGGCCAUCCAGAGCGGCGCGUGGGAACUUACGUACGGCCCUCUCACGGCCGGCUGUUUAGACUGGGACGCGACGGCGAAGGACGUCCAGAAUGCCCUGGCGAAGAUCGGGGUCUUCGUGUCGAAUAAUUAUGAUCCGGACAACGCCCCCGCGGUUUUACGAUCCAUCGAGUCGUAUUCGCUGGGAGGUGGGAGAAGGACGGUCUUCCACUUCCACCCCGACGCGGCCGCGGCCGCGAUUGAGGUGGCGACGCGGCCCUUCUGCCUUCCCCUGAGUCCCAACUCGCCGGGUGCCACAGCAGCUAGGGCACCCUCACCAGUAGCUACCUUCCGCUACCAGACGAGGAAGGCCGACGCGUUACGGUAUCUAGCCAUUAAAUCAGAGGACGCCCUGGAAUUGCAUGGUGUGUACGUGAAGGACGAGUACGUGCCCGACGAGAUUUUAGCGAGGACGACGUACUCGAGGCGGCCGGCCUCUCUGGUUCUCCCGGAGGCCACGUGGGACUUGGAAGUUUCCAAAAUCGCGGUCAACGGUUCCGAGGCAUCGGUAAUAGACCUCUCGACGGACGCGACGCAUCCGCUCGAGGCGGGCGACGAGGCGCACGUGAUCGUCAUCUUCGACGCGCCCGUGUUCGUCGACGAAGACGCGUUUGAUACGUUAAAGCUCUCGGUCAUGGUCGACUCGGCCUUCGGGGUGUCGUUGCCCGAGUUCGUGACGCGCGUCUGCUCCUAUAGGAAGGGCAACGGCACGGCCUCGCUCUAUUUCAAUUUUUCCGCGGUCGAGGGCGACUCGGCCGUCGCGGUGCGCGCGGAGGCCGACGCCCUGGUGACGACGGGCUGGGUUAGAAGACGUGCUCUGCCGGUGGCGACGCAGAGUGUAGAUUUGAGGGUGCCCUCCUACAAGGGCUGGCGAGAAAUUUUAUCUGUUGAUGGAACCAAACCAGCAAAAGUUAUGACCGUGUACAGUGUCGACCCCAUUGAAGCGUUAUAUGAGCCGGUGAUGCUCGGGUCCGGUGAUCUCCUCGUCAUAGCCGUACGGUUCAACAAGAAGGUGAAAUUUGGACGCGCGGACGGGUCGCCGGUCGAACCGACCGAAGAACGCUUCGGGGACAAGAGCGACUGGCUGCAUCUGACGCUGCGGACGGGCCGCAUGCUCAACGGCACGACGUGGGUCAACGGCACGUACAACGAAAAUGGCACGAAGGCGCAGCCCUACGCCUGGCUCCAUGAGUAUGAUGGAAACGGUACCAAUACUUUAUAUUUUAAAUAUAUAGUGCAGCCGGCGGACAACUGGAACGACGGCUACCUGAACUACGCCGGGAUGCAUUCGUUGGAGCUCGGCGAGGGGGUUAUACUGGAUACGGACGCGGUCUCGGGAUAUGGGGAAGCGAAUAUCGAAUUAUGUCCCGCUUGUGCCUCAUCAAAAGCAUUAAACGUGUCGUCGAUGCUUAUUAUCGAUACGGUGUCGACGCCGCGCAUCAUCGAUGCGUAUGGCUCCACCGCCUUAAUAGACCCUCUGAUCGAGGACGACUCGGAAGCGCUGAAGAACGCCUCGGAACGGGCCGAAUUCUACCGGCGGGCCGCCAUCGACGGGUUGCGGGGGCCCGUGCGGGCCUACGACAAGAAAUGGAAGGAGCUGAACUACGAGCCCGUGACCUAUACCGUCGGCGACGUCGUGCGACUCGAGGUGGACUUCACGGCGGGAGUCAGCUGGCUGGCCGAGGAAUCGCCGCCGCCUCGCUUAUACAUCGACGGACUCGUCGGUCGGUACCGCGAAUUACAGGACCUGUUCCCGGACGACUACACGUUCGCGAAGUACGUCUCGGGCAACGGCACGAGGUUCCUGCGCUUCGAGUGGGAGGUGCCCGACGAGAACCCGCUGGUCCACGCGCCUCUGCCCUCGACCGGUGUGGGGAGGCUCGGGUAUCGCGGCGUGCGCGCGCUCGUCGAUUCUAACGUGAAACUACGUCGAGCGGCCUUCGGCGACGCCUUCCUCGGAACGCCUCUGAUCCGGAAUCCCGAGCUAGGGUUGUUGUCGAUGUACCUGCCGCCCUCGGAGAAGUCGCCCCUGGAGCACUACUACGAGAUUCGCAUCGACGGGGCCAAGCCGAAAAUUAUAGAUGUCAAAUUAUCAAAGCACUCGUCGAUGGUGCGAGAUGCGGGAUUAGCGGUGGGCGUCAGUGCCUUUACGACGGGCGACACCAUAGACAUCACCGUCGUCUUCUCUGCGGCUGUUGUGGUUGAGGGCGUGCCGACGCUCCUCCUAAAUGCGAGGGGCGGCGAGCCGCGGUCCACGGAUGAAGACCCGCCCUACGCUUAUUAUUUAAGUGGUUCGGGGACAAAUGAGCUGACCUACAGGUACACGGUGAUUCGAGGCGACGACGUGAAUGCGCUAAGUCAUGCGACCACGCAACACGAGUGCUUCGCCGGUCUGGUGCGGGAGCAGGAAGGAUUGCCACUUACGAGUGGUCUCAACGACACCGAAAGACUAAGCUUAGCCAUGACCGUGCGCUGGCCCCACGGCAUCACGUGCCCCCGGACGCUCAUUCCGGGCCUGGAGCAGCCGGUGCUAUCCAUCCUGCGGAAGGCGGAGACGCCGACGAUUUCCGCAGAUUUGACACUGCCGAUGCCGGGCUACCACGUUUUUGCGUACGACAACAAUCAGAUCGAAGCUGUUACGUCGUUAGAGGCCUCCGAGGUCGCCUUAUCGGCCACGUCUCUGGAAGGCGAUCUCGUGAGCGUCGACACCGCAGCUCCCGUGGUAUUGCAUGUGACCUCGCCGAACAAAGAUGACGUGUACGGCGACAAGGCGCUCAUCACGCUCUAUGUCACGUUCUCGGCGCCCGUCGUGAUCACGGGCCACAAAGUCGUCGGCGAGUUGCAACUAGCCUUGACGACGGGGACGGGCCCUGCCUACUACGUCCGAGGGAAUGGUACCGCAGUGCUCGAAUUUGAAUACAACGUCGAGUACGGCGAUACGACGACCGGUUCUUUGGAUUACGCCGCGGAUACAGAAAAACUGAAAGCUUUGACUUUCUACGAGACGGGCAUACCAGAAACGCAGGAAGCGAAGGCCAACGAGAACGUCGCGUGCAACCUGCGGGGGAGGCAGUGCGAGUUCGUCGCGCAAGGUGGUACUAUUGGCGAUAGCGGUCCGGACGGCGGCACGUCCCAUUCUCUGUAUAUUAAUCAAACUGAAUCUUUGAUAAUAACGCAGAAGGUCGUGCCCAUCUAUCCCAGCGGCGUGUAUCGGAGGUUAUUAGCGGGCGCGGACGUCGGCGAGGCGCGGGCGUCGGGCGUGCUUGCGGAACUCAAUCUGCCGGCACCGGGACCUCGGAAGACGGUGGCCGACUAUGGCAGUCUAGUCGGCCAAGGGAGGCAAAUCAUCAUCUCCGCCGUGUCGCUUAAAGUAUUAGAGGUCUUCGCGGCGAACGGGACUUAUGGCGUCGGGUCGCAGAUCCACAUUGGCGUGCGGUUCGAGCGGCCGGUGAACGCCACAGGAGUCUCUUAUCUAUUGUUGCAUCUCGAUUCCGCGUUAGACGAGCCCGCCAAGGCGACGUUGGAUCAAUCCAAGCCGUAUGAGUUAAGUGAGGUACUAUGGUACGUCUACAUCGUCCGAGCCGGCGACGCCACCGACUCGCUGACCUAUGUCGCCGCUGACAGUUUGGACGCGACGGAGGGCGCCAUCGUUUCGAUAGGAGGCGGCUGCCCGGUCACGAUGGAGUACUGCCCCGUCGACACCGGUUUGGCCGGCGUGGCCGCGCCUACGACGCUCCCGCACCCCGGCAUGCCCGGUUCGUUGUCAGUGACCUCUCAGGUCAUCAUAAACACGGAUCCGACGGAGGCCGUCGCCGUGUCGUUGGCCGAAGGUUUGAGGAGAUCUAGUUACGUGUACGCGCCGGGCGCUUCUGUUCCAAUCACGCUCACGACGUCGAACCCCGUACGAAGGGACAUGGCGGCCAAGAUGUACGGCGGCUUCAUCGACGUGGGCGGCUUCACCGAUCAUAUCGAAAGGCGCGCUUCGUUCUCCGAGGGAGAGACGACUCAAGUUUUAUCAUUCGAUCUGUCAAUCCCACACGGCUGCUCGUCCCAACUCCUGAAGCACGCCGGGGCCGAGGGCGCCCUCCAUCUCGGCGGAGGCGCCUUCCUGGCGGACGGCGCGUCGAACCUCGCGACGGUGCGCGCGGAAGCGCGGCUGCCGUGCCCGAGCGCGCUGGACUCUUUGGCGUCGCAGAACGCGUCCGUCGACGCCACGCCGCCGCGCGUCGUGUCCGUACGAGCCGCGUCGUCGUCCUCCUCGUCCGACGCGCAAGUUUUGGCGAGGAACGCCUCCGCUUAUCUGGUGGUCGAGUUCGAUCGGCCUGUCGUGGUGUUCGACCGGUUACCGUCAUCAGACUCAAAACCCAUCUGCGAGACCUGCGACCAGAGCGGGGCGUACGUCGUGGCGGGCACGGCGUCGCCCGACGUCCUAAGAAAUCCGGGGCGGCAGGGGUACUGGUACCCGCUCUACCUCGACAAAGACGCCGCUAUCAAAGAGUUCGGCGCGCGUAUCAUCGAGAUCACGUUCAUCCAGAUCCCCCAGGUCGUGUUUUAUGGACCGGCCGAGAACCCCGAGGCGAGACGAAGGUUAAUGUGCGCGCCGGAGUUUGGGUGGUGCAAUAACCCGCUGACGCCGCGGGUCGAGAUGCUGAGCGCAGGGCUGUAUAACUGGACGGAAGAGGUGGUGGUAGAGGAAGAAGAUAAUUACACAUACUACGAGGGCGGCGCGUACCCCGGCCAGGUUCUCGUAAAAGACUAUCCGCUCUUUGCCGACCUCAUUGAUGCGUCUGAACGCUCUAGAGAUAUGGUCGACGACGGCCUGCCGGCGCUACGCAUGGACCUGAGACAGGGCAAGGCCGAGGCGAGGUACGCGGGCGGCUCUGGAACGCAUAUCAUCUCCAUGGUGUAUGCAGUAGCCCCUGCGGACGAGACGUCGGCCUUCGAGUUUAGCGGCACCGAUGCUUUGAAAGGUUUAAUUUACCGACCGGGCCGGGCCUGGACGUCCAUUGUCAAAGACGAGGACGACGCGUCGCAAUUUAUCAAGGCUGAUUUAACGGUACCCAGAAGAGGAGGCCCCGGGGCCAUUGGUGGAGAUGAACUGCAACCACCCAUGGUUAUUUAUACCGCGCCAGCCCCUUCAUACUUCGCGACGUGCUCGAACGCCGGCGCUUACGGUUUGGGGCUGGGCCAGGUGUUGGAUAUCCGGCUCAUUUUUACGGCUAGAGUGUGGGCCGGCUCGGACUACUACGAGGCCAUGGAUAACGGCGACGCGAAUGACUGGGGCCGGCCCCAACUCGAGAUCUGGGAGACGCGACGACUGGACGAGCGACGCCGCUUGCAGGACGUGGGCACGUGUAAUGACGACGGCACGAGUUACUUCUACGCCGAAUCCGUCGAUAGGGUCUUACCCUCCGAUAGGACCUCAGCAGCUAGAUCAGUCAGCACGAACCACUGCCCGAACCACGCCUGGACGUCAUUAAAUGGCUUCAAGCCCCGCAUGAAGUCUACACGAUAUGUUUUCGCGGGCUACCCUAUGCUCAGUACCUUCGAUCCCAUCUAUCUUAACAGGGAGGGCGCCAUCGGCGUUUUGUUUUCGGGAGCGAUGGUCUACUCCGACUACGUCAAUGACGAGGUCGGACCUGCUACCGAAUACGUGAAGUCGGCGGCUUACUUGCUGGGUGAUUCUUUUGAUGAGUGCGGGUGUCUGGCCGAUUCUAAGACGGAACCGAGCUACGGCUGCCACAUUCCUCCCUCGUGUUUAUUGAAGCAGCUCGGCCAGACCGGCGAAGCCCAUUCGCCGCAGAUCGGCUGGGUGAUCGAUGGGUUUCCGUUAUACGGUCCGCGGGGCCCGAACGGCCAGUACAUGCGGUCGUGCAACGCCACGGGCGGCACGAUCGGCGUCGACGUGUGCCUGGACGAGUGCAAUGGCUACUACGGCACGAUCCCCGAGGACAAGUACCGGUAUAGGUACUAUAGUACGGGCACGUACCACGAAGCGAACGGCGACAACGCCUGCGAGGCGCCGCCGCCCAAGCAGCGCGACGCCUACUUCCCGUUCAUGCCGCCCUGCAUCAAGGGGUGCGUGCCUCUGUCGCUAGAUGCGGCGGGCUUCACGUCGUCUCUAACGCAGCCGACGCCCGUGUGUCUGGCCGACGCGGAACCGGGCUACGAGCCGGAUUUAAUUCCGGUCGAAUCCCCAAGCUUAAAAGUGGACACCGGGUAUUGUACCUCUGGAAUUGGUGGCAUCGAGUACAUCCCACCGCUACCGCCACCUCCUCUAAGCCCGAAGCAAGCGACGGACCUCUGGGAGGCGACGAUCGAAGCCUCGAAAAAGCUAGAUACGCCCCGCCUCUUACUCACGACGGGCGAGUACGCCUACUACCUCGAAUCCACAGAAGGCAUGUUGAGAUUUGGCUACCGCGUGCCGUCGGCGUGGGACGGCGGCCAGAUCGAUAUCCAGCCCGAGAGCCCCCAAUCUUUGGAGUUGAGGGACUGGGUCGUCGUCAGCGAGACGGGCAUUUUAGCUGUGAGUGAAUUGGCGGAAGAUAUGCCUAUAUAUUUUGAUGUAUUAGGGGCGUGCGUCGACGGCGCCUUCGCGCUGGAACCGCCGUCCGCCAAGCCGGCGGGGACGCCCCUACCUUUGGCCGACGAGCCCUUCGGUCUUUCAUUAGAACUGGACCUGCGGCCGGCCGCCGUCGUGAACGUGACGCUGCUACGACCGUCGACGUGGUGCACGGAGCUGCGAACGGCGACGCCGACCUGCGGCGCGGGCGAGGUCCUGGAUAUCCUGAUCGCCUUCGAUGCGCCCGUGGCUUUGAACAACCCCGAGGAGGCGCACUUGUUACUGAAUUCCGGGUCAUGUUACGUACCUCGAACGGACGGUCUGGACCACCAAAAUUGUGAAGGUGGCACGGCCUACUACAAAUAUUCAAAAGACGACGAGUACGGCGCGUCCAUCUUGAGGUUCGAGUAUGUGGUGCAAGAAGGCGACACGACGGCUGCUUUAGAUGUCUUGAACGCCUCGUCGUUGCGGGGCGACUUCAAGCGCUUCGCCUCGCCCUCCUCCGUGGGCCUCGUGGACAACACGGUACCCUUAGCGGGCGCCCGGCACUCCAUGAGUCGGAUCGGACCCGUCGUGAAGAUCGACACGAUACCGCCGAAAGUAGAUGCGCUGUUUGCCCUCAAAAGAUCGGGAAUCUACGUGGCCGGCGAGACGGUACUCAUCGUGGCGCGCUUCACGUCCGCCGUCGCCGUCGACCCGUCGGCACCGCCGCCUAGGUUGAUGUUGGGCAUAUCUCGAAGAGACAAGUCAGACGCCUACGCGGACGUGUUGAAUGGUACGAGGGCAGAACAGCCUUUUGAUCUUGUCGAAAGCAUCACGAAUUAUGAUUUACCUUUCCGGGCGACGGUCUACGAUCUCGUGUUCUCGUAUACGGUCCAGCCGGGCGACGUCGGCAAUCUGGCGCACUCCGGAAGAGGCGCGUUGCACGUCGAAGUGAGUCCCUUCCACCUGGUGAAUGGCACGAUCGAAGUGAACAAGACCGACGCCCAAAACCAAACGUAUCUGGGGCGGCAGCAGGCCUGGCUCGAAAGAGCAGCGGUUUGCGCCGACGCGGGCAGGUUCGGAUCCAUCCGACGGGCGACGAACGGCGCCAUGCUCACGGCGGCCGAUACGCGACUGCGGGGCGCGCACGAUUUAGAAGCGCAGCUAGGUGCCCACGGAACGGUCCGCAUCGACCGCCAGUGGCGGUCCGCGGACCGGUUCCCGACGAAGGUCGAACUAGUUGUGCGCGGUUUGGCCCACCCCCACGCGGCCGAUUUGGAUAUCCAAUUGAUGCACGGGAACGUGUCUAUCAACGUGUUCCGGGAGAGCGGUGGUUCCAGAGCAUUAGGUCGUGGCGAGUCGCCGCGCUUGCCGAGACCCGCGGUUGCCGGUGCUAUGAGACCGGACCCUCAAUCCUCGGAAGCACGAGCGAAAGACACCGCAAGAGCGCGGUGGGGCGACGAGCGCGGCGCCGACUACGUCUUCUCGGACCUAGCGUUAGAUGUCCGAGCGAGGAACAACCUCGCGCCCUUCGCGCGGGCGACGCAAUCCUCCACGGACCAUGGGGGCGACGCCCACAAAGCCAUCGAUGGGAACACGGACCCGUACUUCACGCACGGGUCCGUGACACAUACGGCGGCCCAACCAACAUAUGUCGUGGAGAACGAUGAGCUGGUCGCCGCGCCGCCGCCCUUCUUCGAGCUCAGGUGGCCUAGAGAUACGAUUCAAGAGAUAGGCACAAUUAAAUUAUGGAACCGGCAAGAGCUCCAAGCGGUGUCCGAGGUGCAAUCGUUGACCUUGGAGGCCUUUGGGCUGUACCCCGAAGGUAGUUUCAAGGUAUUACUGGACCUAGGAGCGGCGGGCUUACAGGACAAGGCGAAGAAGCACCCCGGUAUACUAGCGAACCUCAACGCGACACUACCCAUGUGGCGCGCAUCUGCUUUCAUCCCCUGCGGCGCGCCGGCGAGUGUCGCGGACGAGACCGAGUUCACGACUGGUACGAGCAUGCAGGCCAUCCUGCAAUCGAGUUUCCCGGAACUAGGACGCGUGACCGUCACGAGGUAUGCCGCAGAAGAGCCGUCGAAGAAGGGCCACACGUAUUUAGUUACUUUCCAGGACUACCCCGGGGACUUACCUUUACUGAGGAUGGACGCGACGAACGCCACGGGUCUGGUGAUUGUGACCGAUGUGGAUGAGGUGCGCAAGGGCUCGCCGGGGCGGUGGUACGCGUACGACGAAGCUCUAGACGAGGAACCCGACCUGCGGGCCGGGUUUUCUUCGAAGCUCUUCCCGUGCUGGGUCAUGUUAUUUGAUAGCACGGCAUUACCGGACGAUAGAGAUAUUCCUGGUCGCAUCGAGGAUGCGGUCAGUAUGGCUUCAUUCUCGGUCCUCGUGGACAAUGUCGAUGCGUACGAAACAACAGUCGACGUGGACCCGCGGCGCUUCCGCGGCGGCAAAGGUCCUUUGACAGACAUCGUGGCGUUGCGGGUGCAGGUCGCCGAUACGAAGCCGGGGGCGGUGUUGAGUCUGGCCGAGGUGCAAGUCUUUGCGAACCGAAGCCAUACUAUAAAUAGUUUCCAGGGUGGUGGUGUGGUAGCAGCUCGCCCUUGGACGGCGCCCUACCAAGCUUCCGUGUCGAUGUCUUCUUAUUUUAUGGAGACGUUGGUAGCAGGUAGGUGGUUGUUAACAGUAAAGGACACUUCUAGUCAUAAAUGGCGCCGCGAGCAGACCAUACAAACGGCUGUCGGUCACACGGAGCUGCCGGCUCAAGAUCGAUCCGGCGUGCCGAACGACGUCGAGGAAAGCGGUCCUGGCCAGCUCGCGGACUGGGUCCUACUAUUGACUGACGAAGCCGGUGUCGUCACCGCGCAUUAUAUGGACAUAACCGCUACCGUGACCCAUCUGCCAAAGUACGGCCACCUCUACGCGGACGCGCGUUCCUUAGGCUCGGGCAACGCCUGGGAUGCGAUAAGCGUCGGUCGCAGCGCGGCCACGAUCAACACAUGGCGCACUGGAGAUGGAAGACAUUCACAAUUACAUACUGCUUCGAGAUUCGAUGCCGAACUACUGAAACGGACGGAGACGGGAAAUAGACCUUUGGGCCAGUGUUAUGGGUUAGAUACUACUUCCUUCAACGGCGUGGCGUCGGGCGUCGACGGGUAUCGGUACUGCAAGGAGAACUAUGGCGUGGGCAACGCGGCCGUGGCUUAUAGACGUAGAAACGAAGGUGAUGUCGCGAUCAAGAAUAGACUGAGGAGGCACAAGGUCGUCUACUACCACCCCUUGAAGGGUUACGAGGGCGUCGACGCCUUCGACUAUUCGGUGCGACUCGGGACGUACGAAAGCAAAGCGGCGACGGUGGGCGUCCAUGUCAGAAAAUGUCGGAAGUUCGAGUUCAACAAGAAGAACAAACCUCCGUUUGCGACGAGCCCCCUGUGUAGCUGCGUCUCGAAUCUCACGUGGGCUUUUGGGCAUGCGACAGAGUGCCCGGUCGCGGUGCGGGACGUCUGCGCCGACGCGCGGAUGCGGUCGUCGUUCACGCCGCUCUGCGACGCGUGUGAUUUUGGCUUCGGGAUGGACACGACGGCCUGCCGCUUGCAUACAGAUCGGGCGGCGACGACGGUGGAAGGGCUGGGCUUGUGCGGAGAAAUCGCGCCGCCCGACUGCCGGUCCGAGGGCAUCUCGAAGGACGCGCCGGAGUCGUACGUCUGGUGGCCGACGCGGAACUUCCUGACGCCGGACGCCGAGGCCAUCGCGCCGCCCGGGUCGCGGGCGGCACACGUCGGGGCUGGCUUCGCGGUCGCGGCGCCGCGGUUGUUGGAGUAG
Pelagomonas calceolata is the source of this 27972-nucleotide messenger RNA. The record is from the annotation of a GenBank genome assembly. Lineage: Eukaryota; Pelagophyceae; Pelagomonadales; Pelagomonadaceae.